This is a messenger RNA of Linderina pennispora, 582 nucleotides long. RefSeq lists its product as uncharacterized. Gene Ontology annotation, biological process: translation. The annotation marks the transcript as partial. Lineage: Eukaryota; Fungi; Kickxellomycota; Kickxellomycetes; Kickxellales; Kickxellaceae. The record is from RefSeq and is a predicted model, not a curated record. The transcript has 2 exons. Gene Ontology annotation, cellular component: ribosome; cytosolic large ribosomal subunit. Gene Ontology annotation, molecular function: RNA binding; structural constituent of ribosome.
GCUAACCUUACUACUCAGAAGCGUCUCGCGGCCUCCGUCCUCAAGUGCGGUAAGCGCAAGGUCUGGCUCGACCCGAACGAGGUGACCGAUAUCGCCACCGCCAACUCUCGCCAGAACAUCCGCAAGCUGGUGAAGAGCGGUCUGAUCUUCAAGAAGCCCGAGGCCUCGCACUCGCGUUUCCGCGCCCGCCAGCACGCCGCUGCCAAGCGCCUCGGUCGCCACUCCGGCUACGGUAAGCGCAAGGGUACCGCCGAGGCCCGCAUGCCCACCGCUGUUAUGUGGAUGCGCCGCAUGCGCGUUCUUCGCAGCCUGCUCCGCAAGUACCGCGAGCAGGGCAAGAUCGACCGCCACCUGUACCACGAGCUGUACCUCAAGUCGAAGGGUAACGUCUUCAAGAACAAGCGUGUCCUGAUGGAGUACAUCCACAAGGCCAAGGCCGAGAAGGCCCGCGCUAAGAUCAUUGCCGACCAGGCUGAGGCCCACCGUCUCCGCAACAAGGCUGCCCGCGAGCGCCGUGCCCAGCGCGUUGCCGCCAAGCGCGAGGCUCUCAUCUCGGGUGAGGCCCCCGCUGACCAGGAGUAA